AUGCAUCAUAUCAGUCUGCGAAUGUUGUUGAUUACAAAUUAUGAAAUGACUCUACGUUUUGUCAAUAUACAUAACUCAGUGCCUUUGGAAGUUUCCUUCCUGCAUCUAAUAGCGAAUACUGAAACUGAUAUUCCUAAAUAUUUAGCACCAUCAUUGCUUGGACUUUUAUCUAGACCUCAAAUGUUACAGACUUCAUGGAAUAAUUAUAUUAAUCAUAAUCUCUGUAAAUCCAACUUAUUUUCAGAAACCAAUGAAACUAAUCCAUGUAAGAAUUGUUUAAUGCAUGUAUCUUCUAAACUAUUUCCAAUUAAAGCAUAG
This is a messenger RNA of Trichobilharzia szidati, 318 nucleotides long. The record is from the annotation of a GenBank genome assembly. NCBI's taxonomy places the organism in Eukaryota, Metazoa, Platyhelminthes, Trematoda, Strigeidida, Schistosomatidae.